Molecule: messenger RNA, 5553 nt
Organism: Python bivittatus (Burmese python)
Lineage: Eukaryota; Metazoa; Chordata; Lepidosauria; Squamata; Pythonidae
Source: RefSeq, a predicted model, not a curated record
CGCGCACUCUCGCUCGCUGCCUCUCGCAGUUCCAGGUGGGAUCCGUUUUCCCCUCUUCUUUUGCAUUUGUCGCUGGUGCGUCAGGUGCUUUGUCGUCCCCCACCUCGUUUUUUUAUGUCAAGAAACAACUCCCCCUUCCUCUUUUCUUUGGAGGGCGGGAGAGUUUCAGAGCCGGAAAUAAAAUGCAACCUUGCUGCUAUUGCAAUGGGCACUGACUAGUCGAAAGGAAGCAAAGAAGACGUUGCUGUUUCUGCAGUCGGAGAAAAGAAGCUUUCUGUAAUUCAUCCGACUCCAUCGGCUCGGUUGCCUUUCACCGCCUUCCAAACCUCAAACUUUCACCCUGUCUGGCGGAGUCCCAACUCGACAUAAAUGGUGGAGGCGAUAGUGGAGUUUGACUACAAAGCUCAACAUGAUGAUGAGCUGACAAUCACUGUAGGUGACAUUAUCACCAACAUCAGAAAAGAGGAUGGAGGCUGGUGGGAAGGACAGCUCAAAGGCAGAAGAGGUUUGUUCCCUGACAACUUUGUAAGAGAAAUAAAAAAAGAUGUGAAGAAAGAAAAUCUUGCCAGCAAAGGACCAGAAAUGUCUAUUCAUGAAGUUUCUAAUGGAAGUUCUUUGCUAUUGUCUGAGACAAUUAUUAGAACCUCCAAAAAAGGUGAACGAAAUAGACGGCGACGAUGUCAGGUGGCUUUCAGUUAUAUGCCCCAAAAUGAAGAUGAACUGGAGUUGAAAGUUGGAGACAUCAUUGAGGUAGUGGGAGAAGUAGAAGAAGGUUGGUGGGAAGGAGUGCUAAAUGGGAAGACUGGCAUGUUUCCUUCUAAUUUCAUAAAGGAGCUUUCGGAUUCUGAUGAUGCUAGAACUGCCCAUGAAGAGCACCUGAUAAAACCGAGUUUAAGGGAUACUACAGGCUCAGAAAGUGAUGGUGGUGACUCAAGUAGCACAAAAUCAGAAGGAGCCAAUGGAGCAGCAACAAUCCAGCCCAAGAAAAUUAAGGGGAUUGGAUUUGGUGACAUUUUCAAGGACAAACCCAUAAAACUACGUCCAAGGUCAAUAGAAGUAGAUAAUGAUUUUCUGCCAGUUGAAAAGACAGUUGGAAAAAGAAUGCCCACAGCUACAACAGUCCAGGAGGCGACAAAAAUGGAAUUGGACAGUAGAACAAAGAUGAAGGAGUACUGCAAAGUUAUAUUUCCAUAUGAAGCACAGAAUGAAGAUGAAUUGACCAUCAAAGAAGGUGAUAUUGUUACUCUUGUCAAUAAGGAUUGCAUUGAUGCUGGCUGGUGGGAAGGUGAACUUAAUGGUAGAAGAGGAGUAUUCCCUGAUAACUUUGUAAAACUAUUACUUCCUGAUUUUGAAAAAGAGAGACCUAAAAAACCUCCACCUCCUUCAGCUCCUGCUUUCAAACAAGGAUCAGCUACUACAGAUAGAAAGCAUGAAAUUAAAAAGGUACCUCCUGAGAGACCAGAAUGUCUUCCUCAUCGAACAGAAGAGAAAGAAAGACCAGAGAGAGAGCAAAAAGUGUUAGAUUUACAGAAGCCUUCUGUUCCUGCUAUACCACCCAAGAAACCUCGACCACCAAAAACAAACUCUUUGAACAGACCUGGUACGUUGCCACCAAGAAGACCAGAAAGACCAGUUGUGCCUCUGAUUCAAACAAGGAAUGAUAUUCCAAAAGUAGAUUUAGCGAGCUGUUCUUUGUCGAGCACCUUAGAAAAAGAAUCCACAGAAAGAAGCAAUGAGAUUGAUUUGGAAGGGUUUGAUUCCAUAGUACCAGUAGCAGAGAAGCUCAGCCACCCAACUACUACAAGACCAAAAGCUACUGGCAGAAGACCUCCAUCACAGUCCUUCACAUCUUCUUCACUUUCUAGUCCUGACUUUUUUGAUUCACCAAGUCCUGAAGAUGAGAAAGAAGAACAAGCUUCCCUACCACACAAAGUAGUUGAGCCAUUAAAGAAAGCAAAGACUGUUACAAUUUCACUUGUAUCUGAUAACAAAGCCUCGUUGCCUGCCAAGCCAGGAGGCUUAACAAGUGGAGGUGCUUUAUCUUCUUCACUAUCUUCUUCAUCUAUACUUCAUCCAGUUUCAGUAGGAACAACAGGCCACAGGUCAAAUUCCCCUUCUUUAUUCAGUACUGAUGGAAAGCCAAAGACUGAUCACUCAAGCCAAGGUGAAGCAGCUUUGGAAGAACUAAGGUCACAAGUUAAGGAGCUACGCACCAUCAUUGAAACAAUGAAAGACCAGCAAAAAAAAGAAAUUAAACAAUUGUUGUCUGAAUUAGAUGAAGAAAAAAAGAUUCGGCUACGAUUACAGAUGGAGGUUAAUGAUAUAAAGAAAACUCUUCAAUCAAAGUGAAUUCUGGAUAGAUGGAAUGUUGUAUUAAUUCAUUAUGACAGAGACUUUAUGCCCCAAACAAAAUAACUUUGUGCCAAAUGAUUAAAAGAUCUGCCUAUACUUCUUUGUUUGGACAACUAGCACAAGAGUUUAAUAGCACAACACAAAUUCCAGUGAAGAACAAAAAUUUCUAUGUGAUACACUUUCUUGAAAUGGCACUGGUUGUGACUGAAAUUUUUCUUAUUGUGCUAAAAUCUUUUCUGCUUCACGUUCACAGGCAAAUUGAAAACUCAGGCAGUUUAGUUCAUAGUGGUACUAUUUUAAUGAUAUUUUCCAUAAGUAAAUUGUUUAUCAGUUUACAGGUUUCAUGAGUUUGACUUUUUAAAUUGUCUUUUGUCACAGAUUCUUAAAAUGUUUGUAUUGCAUAUAUCCAGAAAUGAAUGUUGAUAUUGGGUGAGGGGUUUGUUUCUCUUAAAGCAGCUUAAUGUGUGUUGUUUUAAAUACAAUUACAUAUGCAAUCUUAUGUCCAAAAAUUAUCUACAAGGUGAAUCUUAAGUUUGUGUAUAAAUGGUAUAUUUAAAAAGAAAAAGAAAAAUCUGGUCUUUGCAAUGAUUUGUGCCUUCUUUUGCCAAACAUGGAUUGGAACUGGUUGUAGGCCAGAUUUUAGAAAUGUAGCUAUCACAAUGAGGCCUGUCUAUCUACUAGAGGUCCGUCUUUCAGCAUAUUAACUGCUUGCUCAUCAAAAUCUUUAUUUUUGAUCUGAUUUGAUUCGGCUAGAUGAUGUAAUGACCACACUGAGUUUGAGGCAGCUUUAUUUUAACUAGUAUUGCUUAUUAUUAUUAUUAUUAUUAUUAUUAUUAUUAUUAUUAUUAUUAUUAUUAUUAUUAUUAUUACUUUGCUUACUGUCACUCAAACUUUAAACACCCACUUUUAUCUCCAAUUUUGCACAUCUUGGGUGGACAGAACAUGCAUCAUCUAAGAGCAAACAAGAAUAAAAUAUAAAUUAACAAGAGAAAAUUAUAUUAUUACUUGCACAGAAAACUGUGUAAUAUUAACCUCAUUUAAUCAAUUGUAAGCCUGCAAAUUUGGGAUGAAUGGUUUCUGUAUUGGCAUCUUACCAAAUGACUUAUGUCAAAGCAGUGUUUACAUCUCUAUUGCAGAUAGUGAAGAUUUCAGCUUUUAAAGGCAAAGGAAUGUAUAUGUGUUUGCAUAAUAUAUGUGCGAUCUCUGAGACGUGCUCAUAACAAAAUUAUAGUUGGAUUUCUUAUUUCCAUAAUAGAGUACAUUAAUAGUGCAAUCCUAUGCAUGUGUAUUGGGAUGAGUUUUGUUCAGUUCAGUAAAAUGUAUUAUCAGAUAAUGGUAUGAAAGCUUGCAGCCUGAUUUUACAACCCAUAUUCCCUUACUACAGAAUAAACAUUAAAAGCAGUAAGACUUACAUGUGAAUAAACAUGCAUAGGAUUGCACUGAGUGUUCUUGAAUACCUGAGAUAUGUGUCCUGCUGAAAUAUCCAUCUUUGGUUAUAUAAUAGUAUUUUAGUGUUUCUCUUUUCACAGAGCUAUGAAGUUUACAUUAAAUAUCACAUGGUGACUUUAUCAUAUCAAAUAUAAACAUUUAAUAUUUAUCAUUUAAAUAUCUACAUUUAAAGUUGCUAACUUCUAUUUGUUAUUGGAUAGGAGACUUAAAAGUAUUGCCAUGACACCCAAAAAUGUCCUAUAAUUGCAUUUAUUAAUAGCUUCAUAUCAGGAUGGAACAUCCAGGUUUGAAAUUUAGUAAUGCAUCCAAAUACUUAUAUUAAUCAUGUAUAUUUUCCUUUAUUAACAUUGAUACAAGCACACUAAUCAAAAAUUUGUCACUGUGAUAUCUUUCAGGAUUUUAAGAUUACAUUAGGAUUUCUGUAUUAAAAUGACCAAAUCAUCUUGAUGAGUGUUUUACAUUGAAGCAUGAAAGUAAAUCAUGGAACUGAUUUCUUGGUCUUCACAGCAUUCAUGUGAUAAAUCAGUGUUAGCCCUUGUUGUUUUAUCAAACAAACUUGAUUUCCAGUCAUAAUCUAAGAGUGUAGAGUAUUGUGCUGCAACAAAGAGGUCUAGGCAGUGUUACAGUGUCAUGAUCUAUAGACACCAGCUUAAGUACUUAAGAGUGGACAAAAGGCUGUAGGACCUUGAAAUGCCAUAAGUCCAUGGUCAUGGCAGUUCUUUAUCAGCAUGCCAUUCUGAAUGUUUUCUUGGAAACGUGUAUCAAGCUGUGGAAACUGGUGGGAAAGAUUACUAAAAAUGCUGUGAGAUAGAGGGCUGAUGAGGCAUUAUUACUGCAGCAAAGGAACUGUUUUCUAUUGCAUCAGAUAUUGCUAUCCUAAUGAAUAUUUUAGGAGGAAUAUUUGGUUUCUUUGUGUGUCCACAUCAUUCUCCCUGGGAUUUAGUAAUCUCUGUGUCAUGGAAAGUAAUCAAGUGUGACCUGGUUCUUAUAUUCUUAGGAGUGCAAAAUCUGCACUCUCACUGUAACACCUUCAAAAGGGUUGCCAAGUUGUAAUUUCAGUGUGGCAGAAGGUAGAAAUAAUGAAAUACGUUGGGAGUAAUAAUAUAUUUAUUUUUUAAAAAUAAGUUUAAAUGAAGUUUUUGUCCUUGUUCUGCCAACAUCUUUGUCCCGCUCUUUGAAGAGCAGGCCCAGCAUUGCCACUCAAAACCCCAAGUGCAGCCACUAGCCUGGAAAAGGUUGCACCACUGCUCUACUAAGAUGCCAGUGUGAAACGGACCCUGAUGGUUUGGAAGUGAUUUUUGCAUGACUGAGCCUGAAUCUAAGGCUAAACAGGCUCUGCCCCAGUUUUCCUAUUAGACCUUUCUAGUUCUCUUAGAGGUUUUCUAGCAAUAAAGAUAUAUAGCUGCUAGCUUCAACAUUGUGGGAAUCCAACAGGAGGACAAGUAGUGUUUCUAAUUUAUAUAUAUUUGAAACUUGGAAUAGUUUAAUAGGUUUUUGAUUUCAUUCACUUGAAAAACUUACUGUGAAUUGUUACAAUAUAGAUUCAAAGACAGAGCCUUGAAAACUAAGACGUUCUAAAAUCUUAUUUUAAAAGAAAAUGAAAUAUUUGAGUUCAGCAUCGAUUGACCUGAAAUCAGGGUUCUAAUUCCUUUUUCUCUUCCUGUUAUGUUGGUAAAUUGUCAUUUUAUAAACCUGUAUCGAGGAGUCCAAUGUAUUGUGAUUUGUAAAAUAAGAUUAAAUGAGAUUUUAUGG